AUGUCAAGUGAAGAUACCAAACCUGCCUUCAGUGAGAUACAAGCCUCUGCCUUAGUGGAAUCAAUAUUUGGGUUGAAAACUUCUGAAUUGCAGCCACUUCCUAGCUACGAUGACCAAAACUUUCAUGUGCACAUUUCAAGAACCAAAGACACUACAGAUGGCCCAACUGAGUAUGUUCUCAAAAUAAGCAACACUGAGUCUAGCAAAAAUCCAGAGCUGGUUGAAGUCCAGACUCACAUCAUCCUGUUUCUGAGAGAGGCUGGAUUUCCAACAGCCUCUAUCUGCCGUACUAAAGGAGACAACAUAACCUCUCUUGUGUCCAUAGACAAUGGCUCUGAGAUCAAAAGCUACUUGGUGAGACUGAUGACAUACCUCCCAGGAAGACGCGUAGCAGAGAUUUCUGUCUGUCCACAGCUGUUAUAUGAAAUUGGAAGACUGGCUGCACGAAUGGAUAAGGCACUGGAGAAAUUCCAUCACCCAAAUUUAAGUAGUCUUCAUCGGGAGAACUUCAUCUGGAAUCUGAAGAAUGUUCCUCUUCUGGAGAAAUACCUGUAUGCUCUGGACCAGGAUCAAAAUCGCGAGAUUAUUGAACAGAUUAUUCAGCAGUUCAGGGAUGAAGUAAUGACCAAACUAGAUCAUUUUAGAGAAUGUAUCAAUCAUGGAGACCUGAAUGACCAUAACAUUUUAAUAGAGCCCAGCAGUUCAGCCUCUGGAGAUGCUGGCUAUCAAGUGUCUGGGAUUUUAGACUUUGAUGACAUGAGCUACGGCUACUAUGUGUUUGAAGUGGCAAUCACCAUCAUGUACAUGAUGAUUGAAAGUGAGACACCCAUACAAGUGGGAGGCCAUGUGCUUGCGGGCUUUGAAAGUGUAAUCCCACUGACAGCUGUUGAGAAAAGUGCUUUGUUCCUACUCGUGUGCAGUCGUUUUUGUCAGUCACUUGUCAUGGCUGCACACUCUUGCCAGUUACACCCUGAGAACAAAGAAUACCUGAUGAUUACUGCAAAAACUGGGUGGAGGCACUUACAGCAAAUGUUUGACAUGGGCCAGAAGGCUGUAGAAGAAAUCUGGUUUGAGACAGCAAAGUCCUAUGGAUCUGGGGUCUCCAUGUGA
Molecule: messenger RNA, 1110 nt
Organism: Elephantulus edwardii (Cape elephant shrew)
Lineage: Eukaryota; Metazoa; Chordata; Mammalia; Macroscelidea; Macroscelididae
Gene: HYKK
Product: hydroxylysine kinase
Exons: 4
Coding region: 1-1110 (369 amino acids)
Molecular function (GO): amino acid kinase activity
Source: RefSeq, a predicted model, not a curated record